UUUCAGGCAGGAAACGGAAGUGUCAGUAACUCCUACUAGCUACUAUACUUGAGCGCUCCGGAGCUCACUUCUCACUAAACACAGCCAGUCAGAGGUGGGUGCCCGUGCAAAGGCCAUCGGAUCAAUGGCUCUGCCUGGUACCCUCAGAUUUAGGGUGCUGUUAGCCCUGCCCGGGGCCCUGGCCUCUGGGGUAGGCACAGAGGAUGGUGCAGGCUCCAGUGCUGUCACCAUCAUCCUGCUGUUCCUGCUCCUGCUGCUACUUGUCACUGCCCUGGCCUUCGCCUGGCAUCGCCUCAGUCGUGCCUCAGGGGGCUACUACCACCCAGCUCGCCUGGGUGCUGCGUUGUGGGGCCACACCCGCCGCCUGCUCUGGGCCAGCCCUGCAGGCCGCUGGCUUCGGGCCCGCACUGACCUGGGAUCCCCAGAGGAACCAGGGCAGCAAGAGGAGCAGGAUGCAGAAGAGGAUUUCAUGAUGGAUGGUGGCCCUGAGGAAGCUGGUCCCCAGGAAGAGGAGCAGCGGUGUGAAGCCGGAGCUCAAGCAAAGCAGGCCCCAGCAGCAUAUGACACAGACAGUGAAGGGGGCCUAGGCCUCAGCUCGCAAGGCCCCGUGGGCUCAGGCAGCAGUGCUGAGGCCCUUCUGAGUGACCUGCACGCCUUUUCAGGUAGUGCAGCCUGGGAUGACAGUGCUGGAAAAGCAGGGGGCCAGCGCCUUCAUGUCACCGCACUAUAGGAGCCAGCCUGCUGUCCUGUCCCUGCCCCAGCCUCUGACUGUCUCUUUUCAUGCUGUCCUGAUGAAACAAGAACCAGCCUGGACCAUCAUCAUCCCAUGCAGCUUAGACUGCCACCCCGACCAGUUUCCCAGAGUGUCCCUCUCCCCCUCCCCAGGCACUGGGCAGACACCGAAAAUAAAACUUCUUAAGUCCUGA
Molecule: messenger RNA, 926 nt
Organism: Myodes glareolus (Bank vole)
Lineage: Eukaryota; Metazoa; Chordata; Mammalia; Rodentia; Cricetidae
Gene: Ptprcap
Product: protein tyrosine phosphatase receptor type C associated protein
Source: RefSeq, a predicted model, not a curated record